Cavenderia fasciculata is the source of this 801-nucleotide messenger RNA. RefSeq lists its product as uncharacterized. Bases 1 to 801 code for a protein of 266 amino acids. NCBI's taxonomy places the organism in Eukaryota, Evosea, Eumycetozoa, Acytosteliales, Cavenderiaceae. The transcript is spliced from 2 exons. The record is from RefSeq and is a predicted model, not a curated record.
AUGAUGUAUACAGAUUAUAUAUUAGGAUGUUAUGAUAUAGAAGAACUAAUUCAAAUAUGUGGAGAAUUAAAUCUAUCAAUACCAAAACCAAGGAAUAGAUCGAAUCUGAGAUCAGUUAUUGUACAAAGGUUAAAGGAGAAACAAUGGUAUCAAACAAAGUUGGUUGAUGAUAAUCCGCUCAACAAGUAUCACCGAGGCGCCGUCGAUUAUGCGUUGCCAUAUAUCUUGAUCACCAAGAUAUUGACCUAUGCCUAUCACAGCAGCAAUGAAUGUAUUUGCAAGGAUUUAACGUUCAGAGCUGGAGGAGUUACUGGUGCACUAGGUAACAAGGCAAACCCACCAUCAGCCAUCUUGAAAACACCAUGUUUGGUACACUUUAAAAAGGGUGUUCCAAAUAUAAUGCUCAACGGCCUCGAUAUCCACAAACAAGUACCAAACCAGGGGGUCAAGUUAUACACCCCUUGGAGAAUGGAUCUGAGUUUGAUAUCAAAGCAAAUUGAAUCCUAUUAUUGGGAACCAUAUAUCAAGACGAUGUUUGGGUUGAGAUGGUUCAAAGAAAACUAUACUUGGUUCUCUGGCGAUUGGUACUACGAAUCCAAACAAACUCUAUUCAAGAAUCUUCCCAAUCUUGAAUCGAUCACUAUCAAUCUUGGUGCUGCUCUUUUGGAUAAAACUCAAUUUGUUGGUUUUAAAUUAAGAUUUGUUCAAUAUACAUUGACUGAUAAACUACCACAAUACGUUUAUUAUAAAACUAAAUAUAUUUCCGAUAAUCUAUAUAAUAUUAGAAAAAAAAAUUAUUAA